AUGCCAUCUCCACUCAAUCUCUACUUCGAAAACUUGAAGCAAAAGCACCAACUUGAUGACAUCGUCGUUAUCGAUGACAGAUCCCCUUCCAGCCCACCAGCAUCGCGAGCAAGGAAAGGGUUGAAGGCAACAAAAAGUGAUGGAUCUUGCCGAACUGCUCAGCCUAUUGAUACUGACGAUACGCAAUCAAGCACAGUGAAGGAGCAGCCACACGUCGACAGCGCCAAGCCCACUAUCUCGCGCUCUGUCCACCAGAUCAAGAAAUUUGUUGCCACCACGGCAUAA
Molecule: messenger RNA, 285 nt
Organism: Cylindrotheca closterium
Lineage: Eukaryota; Bacillariophyta; Bacillariophyceae; Bacillariales; Bacillariaceae
Source: the annotation of a GenBank genome assembly